UGAAGGCAUCCUCGUGUGGUCUCGCACAAGGCUGCCCUCAACAAACAAACAAGUGUUGCCACAACGCGAGCUUUCUUUACCUGAGCACUGAGUAGCACAAAUUCAACUUAAUUAAGUGGUCCUAAACAUUUGCCACAAACACUGACCAUUAAUUCCUUGAAUGUUUGUAAUAAGGAAUAAAAGCAACUUAGUGGAGCACCACCUGUGCGGGAGGGGGUGGUGACGGUGGCACCUUCACGCAAGUGCCGAGGCAGGAACACGGAGAGAGGGCCAGUCGGUACUAGGCCGCGAUGCGGGUGGUGUAAUUCCGAAGUGUGUUGAAACGAUACGCUGUUAAUUUCUCGUUAUUAAUAAAAGUAAAACUGAAAUAUGUAAGCAUCAGAGUUACACCGUCAACGCCGCGUACAUUCUGAUAGAUUAAUCUUCUAGUCUCUAGUCUCAUUGGAAAACCACUUUCAAUAUAUGGCUGGUGAAAAUUGUAGCUACUUUGCGAAUAACUCUUCAUUAGAUAAUUUGUGCUGUACCACAUAAUAAGAAAGUAGAAAGAAAUCGCAUAACCAGAUAUGAACUUCACCAGGACUCAAAGCCGCCUUCUCGUGGUAAUAUCAUUACUAAUAGUGUCCACUGUUACAGGGGACCUGGCACCAACAUUUGGAAUAUGCUGUGGUUAUGGAGCCAACUGGGCCCGAGAAUCCCAACAGUGUUCUGCCUUUCCCACUUCCAUCAAUGAACUUUCCACUGAGCACCAGUCCAUCUGUGUCACUGCUGCUGAAAUCUGCUGCCUGAGAUACUCUAGGAAUGAACAGUGUCAGAAUGGAAGGCAUGCAGCACAGUUGGGGCAAGACUGUGCACCCUCAAAUAGUCAGGGUGGGGAAUACUUCAAGGACUGCUGCCAGGCAUGCAAGCUAGGCAUUUUCAGUGGUGGCAUGGGCAUGGGUUGUGGCACAAGUUUCAAGUUUGGUUUUCCAUGGGACAAUGCCUACCAUGAUUGCUGCAAUCAGGCAACAUCGACCAACUUAUCCCCAAACCUCUCAGGUAAUCAAGUAGACAAUGAGAAUCUAUAUCCAGGAGUGCCAAACGUACCUAGUAAUAUUCCAGAUUCAGAAAACCUGUGUAAACAGUUGCCAGGCAAGCUGUGUUCAGAUUUGUGUGUGCCAACACCUGGCUCAUAUCGUUGUAUGUGUCGUCCUGGGUUUACUCUCUUCAGAGAUGGCAAGACCUGUAUUCAGGAUGCUAUAACUGACAGGUGUGAAGAGAAUAAUCCCUGUGACCAUAUCUGCAAGGACACUGGUGUUUCUAUAGUAUGCUCUUGCAACCCUGGCUUCAUCCUUGAGGCUGAUCAGAAGUCCUGUGAAGAUAUAAACGAGUGCAUCAGUGGUGUGCAUGGCUGUGUAGCAGUGGAACAGGUGUGCUAUAACCUGGUGGGCUCUUAUGUCUGCAUCAACGCGGAUGGCUCUUUCUCUGCCCCUGGCCCUACCCCCAUCCACCCUAGCUCUCCCAGUGGUCUGCCAGCAGAUUCCAGGAUCACUGCCUAUGAUAAAAAUGAAGUAGCACAAGGUCGAAAUCCUUUAAUUCAUGGUGGGCAUGGUACACUUGGAGUGCAAGGAUUUCCUGGUACCAACCCAGAACCUAGACUCUCAGGUUUUUCCCAAUCUCGUGGCCGCUGUCCACCUGGCUACAGUUUCAAUCUUGAUUCUCAAGCAUGUGAUGAUGUCGAUGAGUGUCAGGUGACUUCUGGCCUAUGUGUUCGCGGAACAAUCUGUCAGAACACCAUUGGUUCCUACACCUGCACACAUAUGCCUGUUGUUGACUGUCCAUCUGGGUUUGCUUUUGAUUUGAAUCUCCAGUCUUGUUUGGAUGUUGAUGAAUGUGAAGAUGAUUCUCAUAACUGCAACUGGACUACCCACAUCUGUGUGAACACUCAAGGAGGCUACAUGUGCCAGGAAAAGAGUGGGUCUUCAGAAUGUGUUGCUGGGUAUAAAUUCAGCACUCAACAGCAAAAAUGCAUAGAUGUUGAUGAGUGUGCUGAAGAGCUCCAUGGCUGCCAUCCAGAAGAAGAGACCUGUAGAAACACUGAUGGUGCCUAUGAGUGUGACAUAGCUUGUGAAGAAGGUUUCCAGUUCAGUCUUGUUCUUAGAGCAUGUGUAGACCAGGAUGAGUGUGUGGAUGCUCCAUGUGAGCCUGGCUGGGAAUGUCGCAACACAGUGGGAUCCUACUUGUGUCACGAGCUGCCUCGCGCCUUCUGUCCAGCAGGAUAUAAGCCAUCCAAUGGCUCUGCCUCAGGCUGUGAAGACGUGGAUGAAUGCGUGGAAGGUCUUCAUUCCUGUCACGCUGUGAGGGAACUCUGCAUUAACGAAAUUGGCAAGUAUCGUUGUGAAGCCAUCAUCCAUAAUGAAGUGAAUAGGGAAGGAAGCCAAUUCAGAAAUGUGCCACAUACUGCCUUCCAGCCUCAUGUAGAAGAGUGUCCUGAAGGAUAUGGCUUUGACUUGACCUCAAGACAAUGCCUUGACAUUGAUGAAUGUAGUGUUGGCUUUGAUGACUGUUCUCAAGCAGAGAAGUGCCUCAACAUUCUGGGAGGCUAUGUAUGUCAGCCUCGUGUUCGCUGCACUGCCGGUUUUGCUCCAGAUACUCUCACUGGGGAAUGCAAAGAUGUUGAUGAAUGUGCAGCAGGUAUAGGAAAUUGUCUUCCAGGACAAAUUUGUUACAACACUAUUGGAGCUUUUGAAUGUCGUGUGGAAUGUCAAGAUGGCUUCAGAUAUGAUCCUACAGAUGCUGCUGUCUGUGUGGAUGUUAAUGAAUGCUUGCGGUCCCCAUGUGGUUUUGAGGAAGCUUGCCACAAUACUGAGGGCUCUUACAUCUGCAUUGCUUCAAAUAGUGCAACUACUUCUAUCUUCACCACAAGCUUCACCAGUACAACCACAAGUACCAAGUCUCCAGCUAUUUGUCUCCCUGGUUUUGAUAGGAAUCCAAAAACCUUAAGGUGUGAUGAUGUUGAUGAAUGUGAAGAAGGACUUCAUAACUGUCAGGUGGGCCAUGAGCAAUGUGUCAAUACCUAUGGAGGCCAUGACUGUCAGCCACGACCUUGCUCUCCAGGAUUCAUUCAGGACCCACAUGACCCCAGCCUCUGUAAAGAUGUGAAUGAGUGUGAAUCAUCACCAUGUGAAGCAGAGGAAGUGUGCGUCAACACCAAUGGAUCAUAUAGCUGUCGCCUUCUCCUCACCCCCUGCUCCCCAGGAUUCAGGAGGAAUGAGGAGAAUGAGGAAUGUGAAGAUAUUGAUGAGUGUGCUGAGGAAGCUCCAUGUAGUUCAGAAGAACGUUGUGUCAACACUCAUGGCAGCUAUAGGUGCAGGAGUGUGCAGUGUCCAACUGGCUACCAGCAAAACAUUUGGGGCCAGUGUAGAGAUGUGAAUGAAUGUGAAACAGGAGAACAUACCUGCAACAUUCCAAGAGAGCAAUGUGUCAAUUCUAUUGGCUCAUUCAGAUGUAAGCCUCUCCCAGACUGCCCUCAGGGCUUCACCAGACAUCCUACCUCUCUCAGAUGUGUUGAUGUUGAUGAGUGUGUGGAAGGAAUCCAUGACUGUAUGGAUGGUGAGCAGUGUUUCAAUCAGUAUGGUCAGUAUGACUGCCGAGCAUCACCCAAGUCCUGCUCCAGAGGAUUCAGGUAUAAUGCACGGGACAGACGUUGCAAAGAUAUUGAUGAAUGUGCAGAGAAUUCUCAUUCCUGUGAAUCGUAUACUCAGACUUGUAUCAACUCACAAGGAAGCUUUAGAUGUAUUCACCAAAAUCCCACUUGUGACUUUGGUUACAGGUACAAUGAGGAACUUCAGUCCUGUGAGGACAUAGAUGAGUGUACAGAAGAUACCCAUGACUGCUCCUCUGUGGAGACCUGUGUGAACCACCUUGGUCACUACACAUGUCAGCAUCGCAGUGUUGAUGGUGAUUCUCUGAACUCUACAGCAUACAACAAAGAAAACAAUGACGAUGUUAGUGAUUAUGAAGUAGUGCUGGCUAAGAGGCCAGGUGAAGGAGGGAACAAGCGAAGCAGGUGUUCAGCAGGUUAUCGUUACAACAGGCGGCGACGUACCUGUGUGGACAUUGAUGAGUGUGAGGAAAAACGGGAUAUCUGCAAUAAACUCACAGAGAAAUGUGUGAAUAUUGAUGGUACCUACUGGUGUAGCCUUAUUUUGCACCAUUCUGUACCUUCCAGUCAGCAUGUUAUCACCUCUACCACCACCACUACCCUCAAGCCUCCUCCUUUACCUUCCCUUCCUCCAAAGCCUGAUAACUUUGUUCCACAGUGUCCAUUGGGAACAGAGUACAGCCGCCUAGCAAAAGCAUGUGUAGACAUUGAUGAAUGUGCCACAAAUCCCUGCAAAGAUUUUGAAGUGUGUGAAAACAGCCAGGGUUCAUACCAGUGUCAGUGUCUAGCUGGAUACUCCAGAGAGGAUCCAGAUGGGGACUGUGAAGAUAUGAAUGAAUGUCAACUGGACUUACACACUUGCACUUCCACUCAACGUUGUGACAACACUGUUGGUUCAUAUGCUUGUAUUCGUAUUGCUGGCUGUGGCACAGGCUACACCCUGAAUCAUAAUACUGGUGAAUGUGAUGAUAAUGAUGAAUGCAAGCUGAACACUCAUAAUUGUGACCAAGCAGGCCCACAAUAUGAGUGUUUUAACAUCAAAGGAUCUUUCCGCUGCAACCUCAAGACCUGUCCUCCAUUCCAUAUUCUCAAUGAUGAAGGAAAUUGUCUUGCUCGCUCCUGUGAUGUAGGAUAUAGGCCUGGAAGAUUUAACUGUGUUGAUAUAGAUGAAUGUGCAGAAGAUAACCCAUGCCAGCAAAAUGAAAGCUGUACCAACACCUUCGGGUCCUACAGAUGCCAGCCACGUCUUAACUGCUAUGCUGGAUUUGAGAUGAAUGAAGCAGGCACUCAAUGUGUAGACAUAGAUGAGUGUGCCAAGAAGACCCAUCAGUGUGUGGGCAAUCAAUUGUGCUCUAACAGGCAGGGCAGUUAUGUCUGUUUUUGUCCACAAGGGUUUAGGCGAAAUGCACAGCAGCAGUGUGAGGAUAUCAAUGAGUGUGAAUCUUACCAUGGAAGGGUUUGUGCCAAUAAUGCUGAGUGUGAAAACACUGAGGGAUCCUUCAUCUGCAACUGUAAAGCUGGCUUCAGAAAAGCCCCCAAUGGAUUAUCCUGUGUUGUCCCUUUAACCUGCAGUGAUGUUGAUGAGUGCGAAAAUGCCCGUAAUCGUGGUCACUUGUGUAUUGGCUUGUGUGUUAAUGUUCCUGGCUCUUUUAAAUGCACCUGUCCGGAGACCUACACUUUAGCUGCUGAUGGUCGCACUUGCAAAGAUAUCAAUGAGUGUGAGACCGGCAAUGUUUGUCGUGGUAUAGGUGAGCAGUGUGUCAAUACUCGAGGAGGAUACAAGUGUAACACCAUCACCUGUCCUGACAACUAUGUUCAAGACUCACGCCAGAAAAACCGCUGCGAGAGAAUGACAUCACACUGCCGUGUGGGUGAUGACGCCUGCAGGCUGAAGCCACUAAGUUACUCCUACAACUACUUACCUCUAGUCAGCAACUUGACUCUCCCCUCAAUAGGUGAAGUUGAUAUCUUUGCUAUGAGGGGCCCCCUUUGGUCCACCACCACUGUUCAGUUUCAGCUGGAGCUUGAAUAUGUAGAACCCUCAGCUGAAGUGAAACCAGUUACAAGGGACUAUUUCAAGCUCAAACGUACAGCCUAUAACCAGGCUGUCAUAUCCUUGGUAAAAUCCAUAAUUGGGCCACAGGAAAUUCAGUUGUCUUUAAAUAUGAAACUUUAUCAGCAAGGUCGAUUCAGUGGGUCAGCUGUAGCCAAGCUCUUGCUUUAUGUAUCAGAAUACACUUUCUGAGGAGGAUGCUCCUUUGCUGUGUUAAGGUUGGAAUUGUAAGCCAAUUGAAAAAUGUGUAGAAAAUUAAGAUUAGACCAUUUUUUUUUUUAACUUCUGAUUUUUAUAGAGUGAAAGAAGUGUUUUUUUUUUUUUUUUUUUUUUGUAUGAUUUAAUAAUCAAUAACUUCUAAGUGCUAGUGACAUUGACGUAAUAUACUCAUGUACAAGCAAGUGCAUGAAUUUUAUGUUUUUCAAAUUAAGCAAUGUACAAUGUGCUGUAGUGUCCUUACAGUCUUUGUUGCUGCCUUGAUAUACUAGAUGAUUAUAGGAACUGGGAAGCAUUUUGAGGAUCUCUCUGAAAGUUACUUAGCUUUUACAUGUACUGUUAGUUACCAGAAUGUGUGCAUUUCACAGGGCUGUACAUAAUCAUAUGUAACUUCAUGUCAAUAGCUUUUACUUUAAUAUUGAAUGCACUUUAUCAACAAUUUAUUGUUCAUUUGUUUUAUUCUAUUUUUUUCCUGUUUUACUCUGAAUUAUUUGAAAAUGUUUCCAUUAGAAAAUAAAAUCUAUUUCCUCAAGAUAACUCAUUUAGUCUUUGGCAUAACACAGAGGAAAUAUUUUUAUUUAUGUUUUUUAAUUUUUUUAUUUUUAUUUUAAGUACUCUGGGUUCAUUGAACUUGUUUAUUUUAUCAACUGUAUGUAUUACAGUAUAGAUGUAUUGAUUUAGUAUUUUGAAGUAAUUUAACUUGCCUAAGAAUUAAAAAUCACCCAGGCAAUGAA
Molecule: messenger RNA, 6643 nt
Organism: Portunus trituberculatus (swimming crab)
Lineage: Eukaryota; Metazoa; Arthropoda; Malacostraca; Decapoda; Portunidae
Product: fibrillin-1-like
Exons: 35
Coding region: 564-5885 (1773 amino acids)
Molecular function (GO): calcium ion binding
Source: RefSeq, a predicted model, not a curated record